Messenger RNA from Cucurbita moschata (crookneck pumpkin), 386 nucleotides. RefSeq names its product NADPH-dependent pterin aldehyde reductase-like. Gene Ontology annotation, cellular component: cytosol. Gene Ontology annotation, molecular function: oxidoreductase activity, acting on the CH-OH group of donors, NAD or NADP as acceptor. The coding region runs from base 84 to 386 and encodes 100 amino acids. The record is from RefSeq and is a predicted model, not a curated record. Gene Ontology annotation, biological process: folic acid-containing compound metabolic process. NCBI's taxonomy places the organism in Eukaryota, Viridiplantae, Streptophyta, Magnoliopsida, Cucurbitales, Cucurbitaceae. The transcript has 3 exons.
CAACACUUCUACACAUAAUUUUAAGUGGAGAACCAAAUCAUUUGUACACUAAAUUAGGUAUUCGCUUUGGAGAAGACAAAUCCAUGGCUGCAACCAAGAAGACAGUUCUAAUAACUGGGGUGACCAGAGGGAUAGGACGAGCUUUGGCAUUGGAGUUUGCGAAACAUGGCCAUCUAAUUAUUGGUUGCGGCCGCGACAAAACCAAUUUGGAUUCACUUCAGCUGCAACUCUCUAAUGCUUCCCCGCAAAGCCAUUUGCUCUUCAUCGCUGAUGUGAAGUCAGAUGACAGCGUCCGACAAAUGGCACACACGGUCCGGGACAAACUUGGUUCUCUUGACAUCAUUGAUAUGUUUGUGCUACAGUGUUUUUUUCUUCAUUUCGGAUAA